Miniopterus natalensis is the source of this 2298-nucleotide messenger RNA. Lineage: Eukaryota; Metazoa; Chordata; Mammalia; Chiroptera; Miniopteridae. The record is from RefSeq and is a predicted model, not a curated record.
AUGGUCAAACGUCAGCAAUUUGAUAUGGCUCCACCUAAUGCGUGCUUUAGUGGUGGAGGCUUAGUCCAUCAUGUUCGCCUGCCAAGCAGUCUUUUCUCCCCUGCUCAGGAAGCGAUCCUGCACGCGUCUGGAAGUGGCACGGCUUCACCAUCUAAGGACUACUGCAUGCUCUAUAACCCUUACUGGACAGCUCUUCCAAGUUCCCUAGAAAACGCAACUUCCAUUAGUUUGAGGAAUUUGACUUCCACAUCACUGUGCAAGCUUUCUGAUAUUCCUCCUGACGGGAUAAAGAAUGAAGCAGUCGUGGUACAGUGGGGAACCUGCAGUUUUCUUGAAAAAGCCAGAAUUGCACAAACAGGAGGUGCUGAAGCAUUGUUGGUUGCCAAUAACAGUGUCCUAUUUGCUCCCUCAGGGAACAAAUCUGAAUUUCAUGAUGUGAAAAUACUGAUUGCAUUUAUAUACAACAAAGACUUUAAAGACAUGAAGCAGACUCUUGGAGAUAACAUUACUGUGCAAAUGUAUUCUCCAUCAUGGCCUAACUUUGACUAUACUAUGGUGGUUAUUUUUGCAAUUUCUGUGUUCACUGUGGCAUUAGGAGGAUACUGGAGUGGACUAAUUGAAUUGGAAAGCAUGAAGGCAAUGGCAAACACUGAAGACAGAGAAAUUAGGAGAAAGAAGGACGAAUAUUUAACUUUCAGUCCUCUAACAGUUGUAAUAUUUGUGGCCAUCUGCUGUGUUAUGAUGGUCUUACUGUAUUUCUUCUACAAAUGGUUGGUUUAUGUUAUGAUAGCAAUUUUCUGCAUAGCAUCAGCAAUGAGUCUAUACAACUGUCUUGCCGCACUAAUUCAUAAGAUACCAUAUGGACAAUGCACGAUUGCUUGUCGUGGCAAAAGCAUUGAAGUGAGACUUAUUUUUCUCUCUGGACUGUGCAUAGCAAUAGCUGCUGUUUGGGCUGUGUUUAGAAAUGAAGAUAGGUGGGCUUGGAUUUUACAGGAUAUCUUGGGGAUUGCUUUCUGUCUGAAUUUAAUUAAAACACUGAAGUUACCCAACUUCAAGUCAUGUGUGAUACUUCUAGGCCUUCUCCUCCUCUAUGACGUGUUUUUUGUUUUCAUAACACCAUUCAUCACGAAGAACGGCGAGAGUAUCAUGGUUGAACUUGCAGCUGGACCUUUUGGCAAUAAUGAAAAGAAUGAUGGAAACUUGGUGGAAGCCACUGCUCAGCCCUCAGCUCCCCAUGAGAAAUUACCAGUAGUCAUCAAAGUACCAAAACUGGCCUAUUUCUCAGUAAUGAGUGUGUGCCUCAUGCCAGUUUCCAUAUUGGGCUUUGGAGACAUUAUUGUACCAGGCCUGUUGAUUGCGUACUGUAGAAGAUUUGAUGAGCAGACUGGUUCUUCUUCUUCUAUAUACUAUGUCUCCUCCACAAUUGCCUAUGCUGUUGGCAUGAUACUUACGUUUGUUGUUCUGGUGCUGAUGAAAAAGGGGCAACCUGCUCUCCUGUAUUUAGUACCUUGCACACUUAUUACUGCCUCAAUUGUGGCUUGGAGACGUAAAGAAAUGAAAAAGUUCUGGAAAGGUAGCAGCUAUCAGAUGAUGGACCAGCCAGACUAUGCAACAAAUGAAGAAAACCCUGUGACUGCUGGUGAACAGAUUGUCCAACAAUAAUACUAUGUGAACCUGCCGUAAUGUGUCAGAUUUUCUGCAAAUAGACUUUUGAAUUGACAAUCUGAAAGAAUCAAUGAUAUGCUUGCAGUAUAUAUUUUUAAGAGCUGGUACUGACAAUUAUGUCGUAAGUAAUUAAAACAUAUUUGCUUUUAACUAUGUUAAAGUUGUGCCUUCACAUUAAAUAAAAGGAUAUGGUCUGUAUAACUUUCAAAAUGUAUUAUAUACAGUAUAUUUUUCUAAAAAAAAGUGUUGAUCCACCCCUGUAUUUUUCUUACUGAAAUCUAUUUCUUUUCAACUCUAAUGAUAGGUAUUUCUGCCCAAGUGAGUUUCUGAACAGAUUUUACUGAAAAGAAUUAUGCAAAAUUUAUGCUUUAUAGAAAUAAUUGUUUAAGAUCAUGCAAGAAGGCAGUUCAACAAUAAAAUUUUGGACUUUUAUCACCGCAGAGGUUAGAAAAAAUGUAAUUUGGGAAUAUAUAAGUGCAUAUUUUUAUAGCAUAAGUUUAAAAAAUUUUCAGUCCUUUUUAAAACUUGAGAACCUGAAUUGCUUCGAAUUGCUAUGUAUUAUAUUAGAAUAUUUUUCCACUUAUAGAGAAACAUAAUAUAUAGAACUAGUCAUUAAAAGGAUACAAAAACUGA